AAAUUAACUAUCAUUAAUAAAUUAAAAUAAAAUAUUAAAUUUAUUUUAGAUUGCGCUGAACAAGUGGCAUCAGUUGGAGACAUACCGGGGGUAAAAAAUAAAAAAUGUCUGCCUAUGGGAAUUAAUCAGCAAAUAAUAGAUAGCAGUAGCAUCAAUACUAGUACUAGUACUAGUGCUAGUAAUAAUAAUAAUAAUAAUAAUAAUAAUAAUAAUAAUAAUAAUAAUAAUAGUAAUAGUAAUAAUUCAGUCCACAAAGAAGAUAAAUUACCCGAGCCAGUAAUUGACCACAAAACGAUUAUACAUUUAAAGGCUGAUAAAGAUGCGUAUGAAUCAAGAUCAAACACGAGCGAGGAGAAUGACGAGGACGAUUCUAAUAGAUUGGAUACACUAGACAUACGUAAGUCAGAUGUCAGAGAGUCUGUUAAUGAGUUCAGUAAAGCAGGCUAUCAGAAGGAUGAUAAAGUCCAACGAAAAGAGUCUAUUGAUUUUAGCAAAGAAAAUGACCGUGCUUUUUCUUCUAAUGAUGAUAAAUUGACUAUUCACAAUGACAUCCAGCAGAACUUAGGACAAAAACGACUGAAUGAGACGAGUGUAGUAGGAACUACUGUUGCUAAUAAGAGUAAUAGUUAUGAUAAAAGAUUGAACCAGCCUAAUAGCAAGCCGAGUGUUAGCAAUGUUUUUAACAGUCUCAAUGAGUAUAUUAAUGCGUCUAGUGCCAAUAUGGAGAGGAUUGAUUGUUCUGUUGAUCGGGAUGAAUGUAAAAAUGCUGGAGAACCUGUGAGAAAACCAACGACAUCUUUACCAGAGUAUCAAAAUAUAUUAUUGCCAGUUAAAUGCGAUAUAAAAAAGCCAGAAGAAGAGAAGAGUAGAGUAAAAGAAGAAAUAAUCCCCGAAGCCGAAGCUUCAAAACCCUUACAACCCGUACAACCAUUAAAGAUUGACAGUAGAGGUACCGUCGAUUGCACGAAGCACAUUUACGAGAACGUGGACAUAAACAUAAACAUUGACGGAAACAUUCCCAAUAAUUCAGAAGUAAUAGUGAGGUCAAAAGAGACCUCAAGAUCUACCAGUCAAGAUGAAAGCAAGCAUGUUUACGAGAACGUAGAUUUUGACAAGCCUAAUUCUCAAGAUGAGGGAGCUUACGAGCGUUUGUACAUAGGAGGCAGUGACUUGCCGGAGACAACGACCGAGCUGGAGAUCGCAGCAAAGCGACUAAAUGAACAAUUUAAUUUAAGUAAUAAAAAAGAGGACACUUUAGCAACAGGCGGUAUCAAUCCUACGAAGCUUGUAUUUCAAAAUGUCAAUUUAAAUCCUUCUGGAUCCGGAUCUAUUUCUGGAGCUUCAGCUCCAGAAAGAAAGCCCGUAGGGUUUAGCACAAUUGAUGAUUUAUCAGAAGAGGAAUUAAAUAAAUAUUUAGCUGAGCUGGAAGCUGAAGAACGCGCUAGUGAAGCUGCUUAUGAAAAUAUAUCAGUGCCCAGAUCUUCUGCGAUUUAUGCUAAUAUUAAUGCUAGUGCUAGUUCUAGAGCAGCAGCUUCUUCUAAUGACGAUGAAGACGCCAACGAAGCUCCUAUUUUUGAAAGUGUCACUAUCGGAGAAUUACCGGAAGUUUCCGAGGAAAAGCUCCAAGAAAAAGCCAAAAAAUUUCCCGUGAUAGAUUACAGCAAGAGUAGCACCAGCGGAGAAUCGAGUGAUUUUUUAGACGACCCCGAAAAGCUCCACCACGAGCCGGUAAAAAUAGUUGCAGAGAAGGAAAGAAAGAUUAAAAAAACUGGCGAGACUGUAAGAAAGUCUUCGGAUACUCUUGAGAGUGUACCGCAAGAAUUAAACCCCGAGAAUGGUUUUAGUGAGGAUUCAGUUGGUAGUAAUAGUAAUUUUAAUUCUAGUGGUUAUAAUAAAAUUCAAGAUGAUUCUGCUGAGAAAGUAGAAGAUAUAUCUAACGACACUGUAUUACCUCAAAACAAAGCAAUAAUUAAUGAAAUUAAUGAAAUUAAUGAAUCAACUAAGACUGUUAAUGAACACCAAGAUAGUAGUUCUAUUGAUAAUAAUUCAAGUACAAUUGAAGGAAAUUCUGGAGAUGGUGAAGGAGAAGAACCUAAUGGUGAGCCAGCGGUUUCUGAAGAUCAGGAGUCGGUUGAUCGGCCGGUUAGGCCGCAGACUUUGGAUAUUGUUUCGACGGUCUCUAUGAUCGAGCAGUCGAAUAUACCUGGUGUUACUAACACCGAGGAUCCGAGUGCUACUACGACAGUACCAGCGGCACCGAGCACAAAUGAAGAGUCUGGGAGAGAGCGAGAUCCAUCGCCAGACGUUUCUGAUAGCUCAUCAAUGGAGUUUGGAAUAAUGCUGGGAAAACAGCCGCCUUUCUGGGUGCCAGACAGCGAAGCACCCAAUUGUAUGAUGUGCGAUAUGCGCUUUACUGUCAUCAAGCGACGGCAUCAUUGUCGUGCCUGUGGUAAAGUAUUGUGCAACAAGUGCUGUAAUUUGAAGUACAGACUUGAGUAUCAAAAAAAUAUUGAGUCACGAGUUUGUUCUACGUGUUAUCUUCAGCUUAUCAGAACGGAGAGCGAUCAUGGCAGUGGUGAUUGGUCUGGUGACUAUACAAGUAAUCCCGGUAGUAUGAAUUCGCCGCAGGGAAGACAGCCGAACCCGAAUAAUCCAAUGGAAUAUUGUUCAACAAUACCUCCUUUGCAACAGUUAGCGGGUGGAUUGCCAUCACCGCCGUCCGUAAUGGUUCCAGUUGGAGUUUUGAAACGUGAAGGCAGCACUAAGCAGCGUCCAGAAGGACCAAAGUCUGUGAUGUUCAGUGACGGAAUAAGGCCUGGAUGUGACCUGACAGAGCUAGAUGCUUCGUGGGACUUGAAGCCGCCCUAUCGAAAAGUUGGAAACAAGCGAAUACCUUCACCUGGUGCUCAGUCUACUUCUGCGACUGCUAAGAGACAAAAUUUGCCACCCUUGGAUCCUCAUACCAAUAGUUACAUUCCUCAGGAUGUUAAUAUGUUACCGCCGACUGUUACCAUCCACAAAGGCCAAAUAAUGUACCACGAAGUAAUCGACACAUCAGGCCUGUACCAAUCCCUAAAAAACGAAAGCGAGCCUCCAGUGAUGUUCGCAAUAAACCGCAACCUUUACGCCUACGUAAAAAUAACAAACUUAAACUGCUGUGUGAACAAAAUCUGCUGGAACGUGACCUCCCGAGGUCUCGCCUGCGUAGGCCAAGACGAAGUAAUCUUCCUAAUAGAAACCUUACCAGAAGAGUCUCUGAUCCCCAAAGACCUGCUGAUCCACAUCAACCAACUGUACACCGAGGCGAUAAAAGGGAACACUGUAACCGAGCUCGGAGUGUCUAUCCACCAAGGAGGGAAUCUCCUAGGCUCUCGCGAGCACGCUGGCUUCCUGUUCAUCCGACAGACUUUCCAGUGCUUGCAGAAGAUAGUACUACCCCCGGCGCCGUUCUUAGUAGCGCUGCUGGUCCACAGAUGGGAGACACCCUGGGCAAAAGUGUUUCCUUUGCGCCUGGUGCUGCGUCUUGGAGCAGAGUACCGGUACUACCCAUGUCCGCUGGUGUCUGUCAGGUUCCGGGACGCAGUUUACUUCGAAAUCGGACACACUAUAAUGAAAGUCCUCGCGGACUUCCGGAACUACGCUUACACGCUGCCCAGUGUCCGAGGACUGACCAUCCACAUGCAGGACAGAACUACCGACGUUUUGCUACCAAGGAACCGCUAUGACCAAGUGAUCAAAGGCUUGAACAAUUCUAAUGACCAUGUCCUUGCUUUCGCGGCGAACUUCAGCAUCCACGCGGACUCUCAUUUGGUCUGCAUCCAAACUAACACCGGUGAUGAGAGCAAUUAUCAAACCCAAGCGAUAAACAUCCACAAUAAACCCAGAAGAGUCACUGGGGCCAGCUUUGUCGUGGUCAACGGAGCCUUGAAGUCUUCCAUGGGUUUAUCUGCCAAGUCCAGCAUCGUAGAAGACGGACUGAUGGUCCAGAUCAUGCCCGAGAAAAUGGAAGCGCUGAAAGCCGCUCUGAAAAAUAUGCAUGAUUUUUCUAUCGGCUGCGGACGUCAAGGCGCGCCUGAACCUGAUGAGACUGUUAAUAUUAAGUGGGUGGACAAUGAUGUGCAGUUUAAUCUUGGGGUUAAGAGUCCGAUUGAUGGAAAAGCCAUGGAUGGUGUUCCGUCGAUCAGGGUUCACAAUGGCACUGAUUAUAUGGGCACUAGCAGGUUCAUCAGGUGGACUGAGGUCUUUAUUAUCAAGUCUGAUGAUCAUCCUAAUGGAGUUCAUGAUCCGGUGGAUAUUAAUAAGCUGUCGGAGAAUAUUGCUAGGGCAACUUGCACGGCUUUAGUUAAAUUGCUGGAUCUUUUGGCUACUGCUGGGCUUACCAAGUUGGGUGUCAGGGCUACAAUUCAUCCUGAUAAUAAAAAUAUGUGA
This is a messenger RNA of Cotesia congregata, 4428 nucleotides long. The record is from the annotation of a GenBank genome assembly. NCBI's taxonomy places the organism in Eukaryota, Metazoa, Arthropoda, Insecta, Hymenoptera, Braconidae.